CGGAUGUCAGCCAUUUUCCUUGGCUGUAUAAUACUACCACUACCAGCAACAGGAAGUAAACGCGUCUUUAGUCAGGUUUAGUGAGUGUUCAAUGCAGUUAAAUAUUGAUGUACAUAUCUAAGUAUUUUGUUUUUAAGAAGUUGGCACUAUAAGGUAGAAGAGUAUAAAGAAUGACUACUUUAACACACAUAAACAGUAAUUCACUAUACCGACAGAGCUGGUUAUUUCAGCAAGCUGUUACUAUGGAGAUAUGGUUGUGAGCAGACCUGACGCCAUCAGCCGUUUCGUGGUUAGAAGGUUACAUAUACUCGGUAUUCUAUAUAUAUUUGAUAAUCACAUGGUCGAGAGCAUUACACGUUUCUUGUGCUUUGUACGGUAUUGCUAGCGUAUUUAACACUGCAGCAAAAAGCAAAAGAAUUGACGAGUUUGAGUCAAAAUUCAGAAUUUUUAUACUCUUAGGAUAAUUUAAAAAAUGUUUAUCAGCAAAAGUAAUACACGUUUGAUCGUGUUGACUGCUUUUUACUUAUUGUUUUUGGUCAUUGGUGCCUCAAUCUUUUCUGCUAUAGAAGCACCAAAAGAAAUCGACAUUAUCCGUAGCCUUCGAAACCGUCGAGCUAAAUUUCUUCAAGAUCAUUCGUGUUUGAAAGAUGAGGACCUGGAGGAGCUGAUUGUGGAGAUAAUCCGUGCUAACAAUAGAGGAGUAUCGGCUGCUAAUAAUGUUACAAUGGAACCAAACUGGAGUUUUGGACAAUCUUUUUUUUUCUCUGGAACUGUAGUAACAACGAUAGGUUACGGCCAUGUAACUCCACUAUCUAAAGGAGGAAAAAUGUUCUGUGUCCUUUACGGAUUAUUGGGUAUUCCACUGACUUUAAUCUUACUGACAGCCUAUGUAGAACGUCUGAUGAUUCCAACCACGUGGAUUCUCCACUUCUUAAACUCCAAACUCGGGCACCUUUACCAACCUUUUAAUAUUAGGAUGUUACAUUUCUCUAUUAUUGCGGCAGCAAUACUGGCUUUUUUCUUCCUGAUUCCUGCCGCUAUUUUCUCUUACUUGGAACCUGACUGGGACUAUCUGGAUUCCAUCUACUACUGCUUUAUUUCUUUGACGACCAUUGGGCUUGGGGAUUACAUACCUGCAGAUAAUAUAAACCAGAAAAUGAGGCCGCUGUACAAAGUCUGUGCCACAUUCUAUCUUUUGAUUGGAUUGGCAUUCAUGAUGCUCUUCUUGUCGGUCCUGUAUGACAUCCCCCAGCUGAACUUUAGUUUGUUUUUCUUGCUGAAAAGUGAUCAGGUGGCUGGCGAUCCAGAGAAGAUGAGACUAGCCACAGAAACAGGAGGUCCUAAAUAUACUCAACAAAUUGACGAACCUACGACCAGGCACAUCAAAGCUGUACCCCGUAUGGAUUCCUCGUCACCAGAGGACAAUCCUUGACUUAGCUACGCUGUUAUUCGAUUGCAGAACGAUAUUAACCGUAAAAUUAUGCAUUUUGAAAAGCUAAGAUACAGUUUGUUAUGAAAUAUUUAUUUUACACCGUGGUAUUUAUACUUAUGUGAAUAUUUUAAUGUGAUUUUUUUCUUUACUGCUGUUAUAUUGUUGCUCUUUUGCACUCAAUCAUAUAAAGUAUUGUUGUUCUCAGAUUAUAAUAUAUUGUGGUUCUCAAAUAUAGUAUAUUGUGGUUCUCAGAUUAUAAUAUAUUGUGGUUCUCAAAUAUAGUAUAUUGUGGUUCUCAAAUUAUAAUAUAUUGUGGUUCUCAGAGUAUACUAUGUUGUGGUUCUCAGAGUAUUUUUUCCUAAAACUCUGGAUCCAGCAAUAUAUUAAACGAAUCAGAUCAGUACAUUUAGAUUAUAAUCAAAAGCUAACAACAGUGUAACUGUCUAUGUUUGUUGUUUCUUAUAUGCUAUUUGGUCUAGAGAUUUUCACAGGACUUUAUUGAUGUUUGUGUUGUGCUAUAUCCUUAAAAGUGUGCAUAGUUCCCAUAAGUUUGAAUAAAUGCGAAUUUUUAUUUUAAAGAUAAACAUGUUUCAAUUAAAGCAUAAAACACUUGAUCUAAAAAUUGUAUUCAAACUUAGGGAAAUUAACAAUAUACCAACAAAACACAAAUAAUUAUUGUUUAAAAGUUGAAAUUUAGUGAAACAUUGGAAAGCAAUAGGCCUAACAUUUGUGCUAUAAGUGACGCAAAAUUCACAUGGGUUUUUUGUUCCUGUUCAUCAUAGUUUGUUCAUUUCAGAUGUGUAAAACCAGCAUUUCAGAUCUAUCUUUUGUCUCCCAUACAUCACUUCCCCUAGAAGGCUUUCGUUCAAUACCGGAACUCGUUAGGAGGGUUGGGCGAAAAGUGACAAAAAGUUUUUGUGAAAUGCUAUUUAUAAACACAUUAUAAAAGUUACUGUUUAAACGCCGAAAGCUAGCCAACCAUU
Molecule: messenger RNA, 2415 nt
Organism: Limulus polyphemus (Atlantic horseshoe crab)
Lineage: Eukaryota; Metazoa; Arthropoda; Merostomata; Xiphosura; Limulidae
Product: potassium channel subfamily K member 1-like
Exons: 5
Coding region: 473-1432 (319 amino acids)
Biological process (GO): potassium ion transmembrane transport; stabilization of membrane potential
Cellular component (GO): membrane
Molecular function (GO): potassium ion leak channel activity
Source: RefSeq, a predicted model, not a curated record